Messenger RNA from Corapipo altera (White-ruffed manakin), 541 nucleotides. RefSeq names its product copine-8-like. Gene Ontology annotation, molecular function: calcium-dependent phospholipid binding. The annotation marks the transcript as partial. Lineage: Eukaryota; Metazoa; Chordata; Aves; Passeriformes; Pipridae. Gene Ontology annotation, cellular component: plasma membrane. The transcript has 4 exons. Gene Ontology annotation, biological process: cellular response to calcium ion. The record is from RefSeq and is a predicted model, not a curated record.
CCAAACCCCACCUGUGUCCCCUGUGCCCCCCCUGUGCCCCCCAGGACGCAGCUGAACUUCACGGUGGCCAUCGACUUCACGGCGUCCAACGGGAACCCCUCUCAGCCCACGUCGCUGCACUACCUGAGCCCGUUCCAGCCCAACGCGUACUCGCUGGCCCUGCGCGCCGUCGGGGACAUCCUGCAGGACUACGACAGCGACAAACUCGUCCCUGCCCUCGGCUUCGGCGCCAAGGUCCCCCCGGACGGGCGCGUGUCCCACGAGUUCCCGCUGAACGGGGACGCUGCCAACCCGGCGUGCCAGGGCAUUUCGGGGGUGCUCGAGGCGUACCAGCGCAGCCUGCGCCGGGUGCAGCUCUACGGCCCCACCAACUUCGCCCCCGUCGUCAACCACGUGGCCCGGGCGGCGGCGGCGGUGCUGGACGGGUCUCAGUACUUCGUGCUCCUCAUCAUCACCGACGGCGUCAUCUCCGACAUGGCCCAGACCAAGGAGGCCAUCGUCAACGUGAGACCCCCGGGGGGGACAGGGGGGCAUCGUGAAC